Molecule: messenger RNA, 2559 nt
Organism: Liolophura sinensis
Lineage: Eukaryota; Metazoa; Mollusca; Polyplacophora; Chitonida; Chitonidae
Product: galactokinase-like
Exons: 7
Coding region: 26-1201 (391 amino acids)
Biological process (GO): carbohydrate phosphorylation; galactose metabolic process
Cellular component (GO): cytosol; cytoplasm
Molecular function (GO): galactokinase activity; ATP binding
Source: RefSeq, a predicted model, not a curated record
CCUUUCAUAUCAUACACCCGACACGAUGGCCACGAAAACAGCAACCGUUGAAGAGCUAGUUGCCCAAGCCAGCGAAGUAUUUGAGAAGCAAUUUAAAUGUAAACCUACUCUAGCAUCCUGUGGGCCCGGUAGAGUAAAUCUGAUCGGAGAACACACGGACUACAACGAUGGAUUUGUUUUCCCAAUGGCUUUACCCCAAACUACAGUUAUGGUUGGUAAACCAACGGAAUCAGGGAUUUGCCGUGUAUUGACGUGUGCUAAGAAUGUGGAGGAUCCUAAGUACGUGGAGUUCAGCAUUCCUACCCCAGACAACCCACUGACUGCCAGCAAACCGGCAUGGGCAAACUACGUCAAAGGGGUGGUGGCCAACUUUAUUGGCAGUCUCAAGUCAUUCGAUGCUGUUAUCAUCUCAUCAGUGCCAGUGGGUGGGGGAGUGUCGAGCUCUGCAGCACUUGAGGUCGCCACGUACACUUUCUUAGAUCAACUGAAUCCCAAUGGCCCUGUAUCUCUCACCAAGAAAGCACUGGCCUGUCAGAAAGCUGAACAUGACUUCGCCAACAUGCCAUGUGGAAUCAUGGACCAGUUCAUUUCAUUGAUGGGCAAGAAAGGUCACGCCCUACUCAUUGACUGCAGGUCUUUAGAAUCCCGUCUCGUCCCGCUGAAGGAUCCAAAUGUGGUUGUCAUGGUAACCAACUCCAAUGUGCGUCACACGUUGACAGGAAGUGAGUACCCAUCUAGGAGGAAGCACUGUGAGAAAGCUGCAGAGAUACUGGGCAAGAAAAGUCUUAGAGAGGCGACCAUGGCAGAUGUGGAAGCGUUUAAGGAUGAGUUUGAUGAAGAAAUGCUGCGGCGUAUUCGUCAUGUGAUAACAGAAAUUCAGAGAACAGAGCAGGCAGCAAAUGCCUUGGAGGCUGGAGACUACAACAAGUUCGGGAAACUCAUGGUGGAAAGUCACAACUCAUUGCGUGAUGACUAUGAGGUGAGCUGCUCUGAGUUAGAUGAGCUAGUUGUGGCUGCCAUGGAGGUGGAGGGUGUCUAUGGUUCCCGUAUGACAGGGGGAGGGUUUGGGGGCUGUACUGUCACCCUUCUGAAGAAAUCAGCUGUUGAUAAGGCCAUCAAACAUAUACAGAAUCGUUACAGUGGAAAGGAGACAUUUUACAUCUGCCCCCCAAGUGAUGGUGCUAGGAUCAUAGCUUUGUGAAGUGAUUCCUGAUAGGUGGAACAAUGUCAGACAUAUUUUCAAUAAUUUUUAGCUAUUGGUCAUUCUGAAAAAACCUGAAUCCAAGUAAGUUGCAGAUAAGAUAUUGAUCGACCAUGUUUAUAGUCAUUGAUGAUGUAGCCAGAGUUCUGGAUGUGCCAGGUCCCGUGAAAACUUAACUACCCCGGUAGGUUAAAGGGAACACAUAAAUGUGUCGUUGAAUACAUACAUUUACCGGCCUUAGAGCAGAUUUGAAAACCAUUACAGAUAUUAGGUAUUGCUAAGAUUUGAAACCUGGCUGAAAAGAUCUGUUAUUGGUAUUAUGCACCAACAAUUUGAGAAUAUUUUGUCAGAAAAAAGUGUAUUUUAUGAAUUUUCUUUACCAUGAUUUAGGAGAAAUGUGAUCAUAUGAGAUUCAGGCAUAACAGGCAGGUUUGACAUUGUGGAUAUUCUCACAAUAGUACAUAAUAAUUAAUUUCACUGAAGUCUUGAUGUGCGUAUACAUAGGUGUAUGAACUCGUAAAAUCUCCUCUCGCUAGGCAUGAUACAGUUUCUAGACAUGUAUAAUGUAGCUGUAGAACAUAAUACCCCAUAUCCAUGAUAAUAACAGAGGGCCAGCAAUGUCUGCUAGUAUCUCAUUGUGUAUUUAUUCUGUUAACUGAAUAAGUUGUGGGUUUGCUGAGGUUUGUAGACAUUCCAUCCAGGAAGUGGAUUUCAUUGUAUGUUAUCAUGUUACAAUUCACAUGUACCUGGAACUUAACUGCAUGCUUUCACAAUAGUUUGUAGACCGAUUUGUGUCUUGAGCACUCAUGAGUGGGGUUUGGCAUGUUUUUAUUUAUUUUACAUUCUAAUUUUGUUGCAUCAAGAGUGCGUAGCUAUAUUAAUUUAUAUUUCUGCGUUGGUUGUUAUAGGAUGGACUUUUUUAAUAUUUGGAUUUGGUAUUUUAAAUUAUUGUAGAAAUGUUACAUACUCAGACACAUAUACAAGUUUAUUGAACUACAUGUAUAACCAUUGAGUCCAGUGCUUAUGAAUCUCAAGCAAAUGUGUGACACUUACUGUAUUUUAAAAUUGUCACACUCUGUCUUCCAUGUUUUUGUUAAUUAUGAAGUUACUUUAUGGCCAAUGCUUACUGAACCUCUAGCUCCUUCAGAAUUUUUGGUCCUUUUCCUGAAUUUACCAGUACUUGUACAUACAUUUCCCAGUAAGAGCCGUUCAUACAUGUGUCUUGUUGGGAUGAUCAUCGCACGUUCAUACAUGUGUCUUGUUGGGAUGAUCAUCGCAUGUUCAUACAUGUGUCUUGUUGGGAUGAUCAUCGCAUGUUCAUACAUGUGUCUUGUUGGGAUGAUCAUCGCACUUUCAUA